GCCCCGGCCAGCCCAGCUGUGAGCGCGCGCGCGAGUGUGUGACAGUUCGUCGCCAGCUUUCGCACAACAAGGAAGAGGAGGGUAUGUCACUGAAGGGAAACCUGGAACGGACGUGAAGCGCUAGUUUCCCCCUCCGAGGCUGCUGACAUCUUCCAAUCAGCUCCAUGGCUUUGUGGAUCAGCUGACUGUAGUUUCUUUUGAAGAUGGAUAUGAACAGAGACAGCAGGGCCAUGUCUGCAUGUACUUCAUGAUUUCCUUCAGCGUGAAGAGAUUUGAAUGCUGAGCCCUCAUUAGCUGCCUGUUAGUGGGAUUGUCCAUACCUGUGUUCAAACAUGGCUCCUGUUCCUCCAGGGGUCCGCCUGCUGGUGUCCUUUGACAGGGACCAAUGGUACAGAGCUCUCACCUUCAUCCUGACCUUCUUGCUCUACACCAGUUUCCACCUGUCCAGGAAACCAAUUAGUAUCGUCAAGAGUGAGCUUCAUAAGAACUGCUCAGCCGUCAGUGAAGCAGCCAUCAUUGCAUCCAGCAGCAGCCAGCAGCCCUCCCUGUCAUCUCUGCACACAGAUGUCGACUGCAGCUGGAAACCUUUUGAUAAAAGCAAUUACAAACAGCUGCUGGGAGCCAUGGACUACUCCUUUCUGUGUGCUUAUGCAAUUGGAAUGUACUUGAGCGGCAUUAUCGGGGAGCGCCUGCCCAUUCGUCUGUACCUCACAGUGGGCAUGCUGGCCAGUGGCGUGUUCACUUGCCUAUUUGGGCUUGGCUACAUCUACAACAUCCACAACCUGAGCUUCUAUAUAUUUGUCCAGGUGGCCAAUGGCUUGGUUCAGACCACUGGUUGGCCUAGUGUAGUGACCUGUAUCGGCAACUGGUUUGGAAAGGGAAGGCGUGGACUCAUCAUGGGGCUGUGGAACUCUCACACUUCAGUGGGAAACAUUUUGGGCUCUCUGAUUGCCGGCUACUGGGUCUCCUCCAACUGGGGCAUGUCCUUCAUCGUACCAGGGCUCAUCAUCAUCAUCAUGGGCGUGGUUUGCUUUCUCUUUCUCAUUGAGCAUCCUAAUGAUCUAAAAACCAUCUAUACACAAAAUUCAUCUCUAGGCAAGACUGUCCCAACCCACAGCUGGAAUGGAGUGAACGGACACACAGAGGUGUAUCUACAGUACAAGGACAACAAAAAUCAGGUCUGCUAUUAUUACAAGGAUAGUAUUCAAAACAGGAAGAGCUACGACACAGAGCUCCUGUUGCCCAGAGACAGCGAGCGCAUCCCCAUGCAGCCGGUUGUGGUGGUGAAGAGUGAGUCGGAGCCGUCUGCCAUCAGCUUCAUGGGAGCGCUACGGAUACCAGGAGUGGUGGAGUUCUCUCUGUGUCUGCUGUUUGCUAAGCUGGUCAGCUAUACUUUCCUGUUCUGGCUGCCGCUCUACAUCACCAAAGCAGCUCACCUGGAUGCCAAAAAGGCAGGAGAUCUGUCCACACUGUUUGACGUGGGAGGAAUUGUGGGGGGCAUCUUAGCAGGCGUGAUCUCUGAUAAAUUGGGGAAGCGAGCCACCACCUGUGCAGUCAUGUUACUGCUGGCUGCUCCUACACUUUACGGCUUCUCCAUGAUCAGUCAGUUUGGUUUGGGGCCAACGAUUGGGAUGCUCUUAGUGUGCGGAGGUCUAGUGAAUGGACCGUAUGCGCUCAUCACAACUGCAGUGUCUGCUGAUUUGGGCACCCACAAGAGCCUGAAAGGCAACGCCAGAGCAUUGUCUACAGUCACAGCCAUCAUUGAUGGCACAGGAUCCGUAGGUGCAGCACUCGGCCCCCUGUUAGCUGGACUGCUGUCUGCAGGCGGCUGGGAUCAGGUCUUCUACAUGCUGAUGACUGCUGACUUUCUUGCUCUGUUGCUUUUGCUACGGCUUGUGACAAAGGAGCUGGCCUCAUCUAAAUCCCGUCCUAUCUCCACUGUAGAGUUGAAGGAACACUGAGCACUUUGAUUGCACUGUGUACACACAUACACGCAGAGUGCAAUGAUACCACCUAGGGUCUGAUAUGGAUUGUGACUGGACUGUCCUGACAGAUGAAACUGUUUGUUAAUAAACCAACAUGUAUGCUCGUGUGCACCUACAAUCAUGCUGCAGUGCUUUGCUGAUGAGGAGCUAUGACUGAAGUUGCAGCUGCUGCGCUGAUCAAGCAGCGGCACACUUAGCCUGAAAGUCUCAUGUGUACUUAUUGUACUUGCAUAACUUCCCAAUGUCCUUCUUAGCCCUUGAAUUCAGUUUGAACUUGAUGACUGGCAUGUCUUUCUGCUCACUUGUAUGUUGGAACGUUUUCAGCCUUACCUGUCCAGUUAAUUUAUGGGGCUAUUUGUAAUUUUUACAGUGGUACCCAGUGUUGUCAGCUUUGAUAGUUGUUUUUAAAGCUAUCAAUCACAGAAUUAAGAAACAGCUUCAUCAGAAUUGGGGUCGUUGCCAGGACUAAAAAAACGUCAGAGCCUGCUACAAAAACUGCAAGCAUGCAGUUUUUACAGUUUACUUCCUGUGUAGUUCUGUAGCAAAUAUACAGGAAACAUACCUGAUAGAGUCUCAGGUAACACUGUACUCACCCAGGACUUCAUGAUAAAUAGCACUUUAACGACUGUGAUUCUGCCAAGCACCACUAAAACUGGAAGCACCACAGGCUGCUAGGUCUUUGUGUCCUUACUGCCUUUUUGUGUAUGAUUUGUAUUUUCAUACAGUUCAUUUAUCUGGUGCCAUGUGAGCGGUCUGUCAAAGUUUGAGGCUCAUGAGGAUUGG
Molecule: messenger RNA, 2768 nt
Organism: Oreochromis aureus
Lineage: Eukaryota; Metazoa; Chordata; Actinopteri; Cichliformes; Cichlidae
Gene: slc37a1
Product: solute carrier family 37 member 1
Exons: 21
Coding region: 333-1961 (542 amino acids)
Biological process (GO): phosphate ion transmembrane transport; glucose-6-phosphate transport
Cellular component (GO): endoplasmic reticulum membrane
Molecular function (GO): glucose 6-phosphate:phosphate antiporter activity
Source: RefSeq, a predicted model, not a curated record